CUACUGUACUGUACUGUACUCUGCUGUACCCAGGUACUCCCCAUGUACCUUGUAUAUCUACCUAUCCCCCAUCUACUCGCCUGCCAGCCUGCUUGCCAGCAUCCCGGAAACCUCAUCCGCAGGCAGCGCACCGUUUGCGAUUUGUCUCAAAUCACAUACCAUUCCAAUUGCCAAGUUGUUUUGUUGCUGCAUGGAAUGUGUGGUCGCAGCAAAGGCGUCAUGACAAGGCAAAGACUCCUGGGCGGUUUCAUUGCAGGCUGCUGGCCCAGUUGACCCAAACACCCACCCGCUUAGCUAAAUCAAUCAAUCCACCGACGUGCGCGUACCCGUUUACACAUACAUGCGUCCCCAAGUACAUACAUAUGUACCUACUCAACACUCGUGGUCGGUUGGUUUCAAAACACCAAAAUAAACCCCAUCAUGACUACUACGUCUGUGAAUGAGGCGUCUGGAUCCUCCCUCCUCCCUCAUCGCUGGCUGCUGUGGCCCUUUGAUUCUCUCUCUUCCCCCAUCCCUGAUGCAUCAUCAUGCGUCCUUCUCACGCGGAAAAAAAAACAUAACGAGCACUGUUUGACGCCAGAACAAAGCCAGGCAAUGGCUUGCGUGACUAACCACCCUAACCACCACCGCCACCACUACUACCACCGACUCUCCACCCGCUCCUCCAUCCGCGCCUGUCGCAUACUUGUCAUCCCCUCGCUCCCCACCAUGGCUGAAUUUGUACGCGCCCAGAUUUUCGGCACGACAUUUGAGAUAACGAGCAGGUACACUGAUCUACAACCCGUGGGCAUGGGCGCGUUUGGUCUCGUAUGCUCGGCAAAAGAUCAACUCACCAGUCAGGCCGUGGCAAUUAAAAAGAUUAUGAAGCCUUUUAGCACCCCCGUCCUCUCCAAGCGUACCUAUCGCGAACUCAAGCUCUUGAAACAUCUGAGGCAUGAGAAUGUCAUCAGUCUGAGCGACAUCUUCAUCUCUCCCCUCGAAGACAUAUACUUCGUCACCGAACUUCUCGGCACUGAUCUCCACCGCCUGCUUACCUCGCGCCCGCUCGAGAAGCAGUUUAUCCAGUACUUCUUGUACCAGAUCCUCCGUGGUUUGAAAUACGUACACUCCGCCGGGGUUGUCCACCGUGACUUGAAGCCUAGCAACAUCUUAGUGAACGAAAAUUGCGAUCUCAAAAUCUGCGACUUCGGAUUGGCGCGUAUACAGGACCCCCAAAUGACGGGCUAUGUCUCUACACGGUACUACCGAGCUCCGGAAAUCAUGCUCACGUGGCAAAAGUAUGAUGUGGAAGUGGAUAUCUGGAGCGCAGGCUGCAUCUUUGCCGAAAUGCUUGAGGGCAAGCCUUUAUUCCCCGGCAAGGACCAUGUCAACCAAUUCUCGAUCAUUACCGAGCUCUUGGGUACCCCCCCGGACGAUGUAAUCCAGACCAUCUGCAGUGAAAACACAUUACGGUUUGUUCAAUCUCUUCCUAAGAGAGAGCGACAGCCGUUGGCAAACAAAUUCAAGAAUGCUGAGCCAGCAGCUAUCGACCUACUGGAAAACAUGCUGGUAUUCGAUCCCAAGAAACGCGUGCGGGCUGAGCAAGCCCUGGCCCAUCCUUAUCUCGCACCCUACCACGAUCCUACCGACGAACCGGUUGCGGAAGAGAAAUUCGAUUGGUCUUUCAAUGAUGCCGACCUGCCAGUAGAUACAUGGAAGAUCAUGAUGUACUCUGAAAUUCUAGACUACCAUAAUGUGGAUGCUGCUGCACAGGGGGAGGAAAAUGGUAGCUAGUCAGGCUUAAGACCGGUUGUAUUUUGGUUAUUCUCAAGAGGUACGCAAGGAGCAAGGCAGAUGAUGUACCUCGCUGGCGCAGGCUGCAUGUGUUUUUUUCACUUAAUCUCGUUGAGAGGCCAAGAGUUGCGGAUAGAGGGCCUUCUCUGCUAGGGUUGGAUUGGGAUAACCGAACGACACCCAUGGGCUCAUUCCCGAGGCAGCGGGGGGGCUGCUGUGUGAAGGCAGUGCGACUGCCGAGAGGACCACGAUGGCACGGAAUGGAACCCUAUAUGAAUUAUCACGUCUUCACUUUUUCCCCACUUCACCUACAUCCGCGCCAAAAACCACUUUGAAUGUUGCUUCCUGCAGUAUUGGAUGCGUAAGGUAGACCACUAUCGAACCGACUGUACGUGUUUGUUCUCUGGGCCCAAGGUCUCGUCGUGUUGAGAUUAUCAAGUGAUUGCCC
Periconia digitata is the source of this 2221-nucleotide messenger RNA. NCBI's taxonomy places the organism in Eukaryota, Fungi, Ascomycota, Dothideomycetes, Pleosporales, Periconiaceae. The record is from the annotation of a GenBank genome assembly.